This is a messenger RNA of Rhinocladiella mackenziei CBS 650.93, 852 nucleotides long. RefSeq lists its product as uncharacterized. Lineage: Eukaryota; Fungi; Ascomycota; Eurotiomycetes; Chaetothyriales; Herpotrichiellaceae. The record is from RefSeq and is a predicted model, not a curated record. Bases 1 to 852 code for a protein of 283 amino acids. The transcript is spliced from 2 exons.
AUGGCAAUUACUGCCUCAGUCCGUUCCUCUUCAGAACAUCGUUCCAAUACUGCCAGGUCCCGUUCGAGCACGCGAAAGCCGGAAUCCUACGAUGCCUCAGCCUUGACCAUCAAUCCUUCCCCACUUCUAACCUCAUCUCUCCAUUCUCGCAACUCGGCCACUUCUGCCCAGGAGUCUGCAUAUCUAGCACAAACCAAAUGGCUUCGAUGGACGCGACUUGUCCUCAUCUUCUUGACCAUAGCCACCAGUACAGCAGCGGUUGGUUGUGCAGGUCACGUCUUACAACGCUACAACGUCACACACUUGGGAAGCAACUAUAAUUUACACCUGUGGCCGCGGAACGUUGACAUCAGACCGACCUUGGCUAUCCUGGUCCCUGCUACAGUUCUCACAGCCGUCAGCCUAGUGUAUUUGGCCUUUUCACUCAUUCCCACGCCAUACUCCCGCACUCUCCUCUACAAUAUUGUCUUCCUUGCUUCAUCGGUGGUCGGUCUUGUCCUCUGCCUUUUUGCCAUACCAUUCAACCUCCUUCUCGUCAACCCUUCUACCGACCAUCCGCGAGAAUCCCUUCAGUCCUGGACAUGUAAAUUCUCCAACGGCGCAUCCCAGUUCACAUCUGAUGCCCGAUCCCUCCAAAUUCCCGUGUAUAUCACUAAUGGUAUGCCAAUUCCAGCCGGGUUUAAGAGACUGUGUACGGAAAGCCAAGUCAGUGUCGGUCUUAUGAUUGCCGUAUUGGCCCUUGAAGUUGCUAGUUGCGCUGUUGCUGUCAUGGGCUGCUACCUGGAGAAGAAGGUAGGAAAGGCGAGGAAGGAAAGGUAUGCGCACCUGGAGAAGGGCGAAGCUGUGUCUUGA